GUAUUUUCAUUUCGUGUAUACUAUGUGCUUCCUCAGUGGUGAAGUUGUAAAGCUGGGGUUCUGAAUUCUGAUGGUUGGAUCGAAGCAUCUGGUCUCGAACAGCAGUUAAUUCUUUUUCUAUCAUAAUCCUACAUUAUUUAUAUUCAGCAGGAUGGACCUCAACAUGACAAAUCUUUGGUUUCAUGGGAAGGAACACAUAGCUACUUCUUCAUUCUCCCAGGCUGAACUGGCUGCAAUGAAUUGCAGGAAUGAAGACCUAGCUGUAUCAGCAGUGAACUUGGGUUGCCUCCAGAGCUCAGAAACAGCACAAAAUUCUAGAAAAUCAUGUCAGCAUGACGAUCAAAGUUUGGCUGUUCCUGAUGAUGGCUGCAGGCUGGUCCUUGGACUCGGGCCUACGCCAAAUGUAUAUUCUGCUGAAAGUCACUCAUUUGGUGGAAACAAAGGUUGUGAAUCUGCAAUGUUGCUUACCCAUCAUUGUGCCACAACCGAUCCUGGUUUAAUGCUGGGUCUUUCAAGAUGCAGCUCAAGAAAUUUACAACCCAUGACAGCGAGUGGCAGUGAGAAGUAUUCACAUGCAAGAAAACAUGGUAUUGUAUUCCCACUUAUUGACGAGGGAUCAACUUCAGCCAAAAGGAAAUUAGGUGGUUAUGUGCUGCCACUUCUGUUUGCGCCAAGAUCAGAUGGUCUUGGUCUAAGUGGAACAUUUCCGGAGACCGAUGUACAACAGUACACUGUAACUGGAUGUGAUGCUGAAGGAGAUCAUGAUAGAUUGCUUGAUAAUCACGAGGUUCAGAUUAACCCUGAUCUGUCCAUGACAACUGAUUGUUCUUUUGCUGCAACAUCUGAUAUAGUAGCCGGUACAACUAGUGCGGAGCAGAGAAGUCAUCAGCGCCAUCCAAAGAAGUGCAGGUCCAAUGGGUGUUCAAAAGGCGCAAGGGGUGCAUCAGGUCUUUGCAUUUCCCAUGGAGGUGGUCAUAGGUGCCAAAAGCCUUGUUGCAAUAAAGGUGCUGAGAGCCGAACAGCAUACUGCAAAGCUCAUGGAGGAGGAAAACGGUGCCAAGAGUUAGGCUGCACCAAAAGCGCCGAGGGGAAGACAGAGUUCUGUAUUGCUCAUGGUGGCGGUAGCCGGUGUGGCAUUCAGGGAUGCGUGAAAGCAGCAAGGGGGAAAUCUGGAUUCUGCAUAAAACACGGUGGAGGGAAGAGGUGCAGGAUAGAGGGCUGCACUCGGAGUGCUGAAGGACAGCAUGGGCUGUGCAUCUCACAUGGAGGCGGUCGUCGUUGCCAGUACCCAAACUGCGGUAAAGGAGCACAAGGAAGCACCAUCUUUUGCAAGUCCCAUGGUGGAGGCAAAAGGUGCAUGUUUGAAAGCUGUACCAGAGGCGCUGAGGGCAGCACGCCGUUCUGCAAAGGGCAUGGUGGCGGGAAGAGGUGUCUCUUUGAGGGAGGCGGCAUCUGUCCUAAGAGUGUUCAUGGUGGAACUAGCUUCUGUGUUGCGCAUGGAGGGGGCAAACGUUGCGUUGUUCCCGGGUGCACCAAGAGCGCUCGUGGUCGUUCUGAUUGCUGUGUGAAGCACGGUGGUGGCAAGCGUUGCAAGUUCGAUGGGUGCGACAAGAGUGCACAGGGGAGCACAGACUUCUGCAAGGCCCAUGGUGGCGGGAAGCGAUGCGCCUGGAGCACCGGCUGCGAGAAGUUUGCGAGGGGUAGGAGCGGUUUAUGCGCUGCGCAUGCAACCCUGAUGUCUUCCAAGCAAGCUGUUGAGUCCGGACAGGGAAGAAGCAUGGUCGGGCCUGGCCUCUUCAACGGCAUUGUCUCUACUUCCUCAGCAGCGGGUAGCAGCAUGGACCAUGCCAUCUCGUCUUCCGGCCGUGGCGUGUGGUCGGACUGCGUCGACUCGUCGAGAGACAUGCAGAGCGGCGGCCAGCUCCUGAUACCGCGUCAUGUGCUGGUCCCUGGCUCUUUGAAGCCCUCUGCUUCGUGCGGCCUAGACGGACGGGAGGAAGGAGGGAGCCGGAGCCGGCGCUUUGGGCUCGUUGUGCCCGAGGGAAGGGUGCAUGGUGGAGGCCUCAUGCCCAUGCUCGAAGUUGGAGGCAACCUGGGAAGCAAUCCUGAUGGUUCGAAAGCCUGAAAUACCGAACGUGUCACGCAGUGAAUGAAGGCAAAGAAUCGAUGCUAUUUUUGCACGCCUCUGUUAUAAACUUAUAGAUCUUGGAUGCAGCAUAUCCUUGACUUUCAAAUGGCCACUGCGCUUUAUUGUCAAGCGUGAGUGGAACUGAAUUAUCGGGCAAUCAGGCCUUGUGUAAUAUACAUUUGCUAUUUACUGAGUGCUUCGAGCCUUUUGUUGCUUGAAA
Molecule: messenger RNA, 2348 nt
Organism: Phragmites australis (common reed)
Lineage: Eukaryota; Viridiplantae; Streptophyta; Magnoliopsida; Poales; Poaceae
Exons: 1
Coding region: 152-2125 (657 amino acids)
Source: RefSeq, a predicted model, not a curated record